UUGACGAUGCUUGUACAUAUUGUUAUAAAAAAAGGCGUACGACAGAAAGAGACAACCAACAUACGUAACCUCUCUGUCUGGCCGCCUUUUUUCGGCCACGACACUUUUCAGUAUGUAGAGAGUUCAGUGAUUAUCAUUAUUUUUUCAAUAGCAAGUGUUUAUUUUAACGUUAAAGUGUAUAUAAAGAUAUUAAAGGAAUAUACUUUUAUCGAAUUAUGAAAUGAUUCUACAUUCCAAAUAUUUUUUUUCUCUGUCAAGAAUAUAAUUGUCGCGGAUUGUCGCGGACUUUGUAUCUGUUACGAAAGCAUGAUAAGCAUGAUAAACAGGAAUUUUAAAUUAACCUCGAGAAUAAUUUGCUACGUAUCAAACGAGUAUGGCAGAGAAAGGUGCACAUUUGACUGGAACUGCGUACAUUAGGCCUUCUAUCUUUGAAAUUAUUGCACAAGAAUCUCUAGCAUCUACUCUGGAACCAGCUUUUAAAAGGAUCCUCUCGUUUUUUGUGUCUUUUAAUCCUGAAAGAUACAGAUAUAUUCUUCAAUGGGUGGAUGAAGGUUAUUUAAUUUUUAAUGUGUUUCUUCAACGAUAUUAUCUAAGGAGAUAUUCUGCAUCAUUUUCUGAAACAUUUUACGAUUUGAAGCGAGUCACAGUAGUUAAUAACGAAUUGAAGGAAACAUUAUCACAUAAACAACAAAUACUGUCAUUGAUAUUCAUUGUAACAUUUCCAUACUUAAAGAAUAAGCUUGCACAGCUUAGUUUAAGAUAUAAAUUGGAAGAAAUAGACGAUUGUGGAUCAAGAGAGAGGAGACAAAAGUUCUUCCGUAAAUGUGUUAUUAAAGGAUAUUCAGCUUUCUGUAUAACGUACGAAACUCUUGUGCUAUAUAAUUACAUACUUUAUAUAUCUGAGAAAUCGAUGUACCCAUUACCCUUGCUAAGGCUGCUAUCUGUUACUCUGACAUACGCUGAUCCGCAAUCUGCUCUUACUAUCGCUGAGUUAUUGAGAAAGAUCAAAUACAACUCAUUCACUGUUAGUGAUGGAUGGAAUAUCUUCCAAAGAAUUGUUACUGGAUCUCUUGAACUGGGAGCGUUUUUCUUACAGUUUCUUUCUUGGUGGAGCCAAGAAAAUUAUAAUAUGAAUAUCAUGAGUCUUCCAGCUCCAUCACCACCAAAGGUGCCAAAUGUAGCGCAGCAGUAUAAAGGAAUUUGUCCGCUUUGUCGUAAACCUCAUCGUAUACAUACCGUGCUUAUGAUAUCUGGUUACGUAUUUUGCUAUCAAUGUAUUUUAUCGGAAAUACGAACAAAGAAGAAAUGUCCAGUAACACAUUAUCCUGCCAAAGAAGAUGAUUUAAUACGUCUGUACAUAGAAUGAUAUAUUAUACACAAUUUAUAAUUGUAUAUAGAGAGUAUUUGGAAUUCAAAUAUUAAAAUGUUGAUCGAUAAAGAAAAAAUUUUUUUUAAA
Molecule: messenger RNA, 1456 nt
Organism: Solenopsis invicta (red fire ant)
Lineage: Eukaryota; Metazoa; Arthropoda; Insecta; Hymenoptera; Formicidae
Gene: Pex12
Product: peroxisome assembly protein 12
Exons: 7
Coding region: 374-1366 (330 amino acids)
Biological process (GO): protein import into peroxisome matrix; protein monoubiquitination
Cellular component (GO): peroxisomal membrane; peroxisomal importomer complex
Molecular function (GO): protein binding; zinc ion binding; ubiquitin-protein transferase activity
Source: RefSeq, a predicted model, not a curated record